AUGCCCCUCAAACAGGCUCACCUUAAAGAGCACAUACAGGCCAUACAUUCAACAGAUAAACCAUUUGUUUGCGAUUAUGAAAACUGUGGCAAACGAUUCCCAACUAAAUCAAGACUAAGAAUUUAUGGCUACAAACACCCCAAAGAACCAUCAAUGAGAUCGAUGACAACAAAUACAGUGCGUCCCUAUCAGUGCGCUCAUGAGGGCUGUGGUAAAUGGUUUACACGUAGUCAUCGUGACGAGCAUUUUCAGGGUAUUCACCGGACGGACAGACCAGUUGUUUGUGAUUACGACGGAUGUGGUAAACGGUGGCAAACGAUGACCAGGCUUAGAGUUCAUAAAUACACGCAUAAGGAGUACAAAGCAAAUGAAUUCAUUUAUCGAUUCACUGGAUGUGGUCUCCGGUUUCGCACCAGAAGUCCACUACAAUUGCAUCGAAGGGACGAACACAAGGAUUCAUUGCUUACGUGCGAAGUGUGUGACUUUAAGACUACUGUUCCCACACAUCUUCACGCACAUACUUGCGACCAUAAACAGGACCUCUCAGCUGAUGGUAAACUAUUUGUCCGCCCAUUUAAGGGCAAUCAAGAGUCUUGUGGCAACCGCUAUACCCCUACCGCUAUACCGCUUACCGUCACCUCCAGGAGUACAUCGCCACCACUCACUCAACGGUCAAAUUAUUUGUUUGCGAUCAUAUCGGGUGCGGAAAACAGUUCUCAAGCAGUCACCGCUUACGGGUUCACACUAGGAGUCAUACCAGGGUGCGAUCAAGUGUUUGCUAUGAGUCAGCUUCUCAAUGAUCACCUAAAGUCUGAACAUACGGAUCAAGUGUUUGUCUGCGAGUGGAUCGGCUGUGGGUUUACGGCGAGAUUUAUGGGAAUAUUGCCGAAUCACGUUACACGAGUCCAUAGCGCCGUCCGUCCCUAUCAGUGCACUCACGAGUCGUGUGGCAAACGGUUUACAAACAGAGGGCAUCUCAAAGAGCACGUGGAGGCUAUUCAUGCCACUCAUAAACCAUUUACGAGCCUCAACCUAACCUAA
This is a messenger RNA of Oppiella nova, 1041 nucleotides long. Lineage: Eukaryota; Metazoa; Arthropoda; Arachnida; Sarcoptiformes; Oppiidae. The record is from the annotation of a GenBank genome assembly.